This is a messenger RNA of Triticum aestivum (bread wheat), 1117 nucleotides long. Its product is annotated as xaa-Pro dipeptidase-like. Gene Ontology annotation, molecular function: manganese ion binding; metalloaminopeptidase activity. The record is from RefSeq and is a predicted model, not a curated record. The transcript is spliced from 8 exons. Lineage: Eukaryota; Viridiplantae; Streptophyta; Magnoliopsida; Poales; Poaceae. The coding region runs from base 110 to 1081 and encodes 323 amino acids.
CUUCAUACUAGUUGGAGUGUGCAGGACAUAGUUUUAAAAAUAAAUAGGGCGCUAAAGGCCUUAUCAGCCGAGCUCUUAUAUAUAGCUGUGCCAUAGCGCACUAUUUAAAAUGUUUGUUCAUAUGUUUGGACGAAAAGUUUUUACCGGAGGACAUCUUCUCAAGGCUAUAGGGUGGUAUAGCGGAGCUAUAGCGUGCUAUUUAAAAGCAUGGUGCAAGAUGAGCGACUCCUCCCUUGCUCCGCCCGCGGUAUCCAUGGAGCUGCAUGCUGGCAACCGCGAGCGCCUCGUCGCCGCGCUUAGAGCUCAUCUCUCAGCCUCCGGCCGCCCUCUCCGCGGCCUCGUCCUUCUCAAGGGCGGCGAGGAGCAGACUCUUUACUGCACCGACCGCGUCCCGCUCUUCAGGCAGGAGAGCUACUUCGCCUAUCUCUUCGGUGUGCGACAGCUGGGGUUUUACGAUGCAGUGGACAUUGCCUCUGGACAAUUCAUCUUAUUUGCUCCAAGGUUGACACUUGACGACGCAGUUUGGAAUGGUGAAAAAGAAUUGUCUUCUUUCAAGGAUAUGUACAAGGUCGAUUUUGUCUUCUAUGUUGAUGAGCUUGCACAGGUUCUCCAAUGUAAAUUUAGUGAGCAUGGAGAGCCCCUUCUCUUUCUCUUGUACGGAAAGAAUACUGACAGUGGAAAUUACUCAAAGCCUGCUAGUUUUGAGGGGAUAGAGAAGUUUGACACUGAUUUAAGCACGCUUCAUCCUAUCUUAAAUGAAUGUCGUGUUAUAAAAUCUGACAUGGAGCUUGCCUUCAUUCAAUAUGCUAAUGAUGUCAGCUCCAAAGCACACAUUGAGGUUAUGAGGCAGAUAAAACCAGGCAUGAAGGAAUAUCAGUUAGAAAGCAUCUUUAUUCAUCAUGCAUCUAUGCACGAAGGCUGCCGACAUUGCUCCUACACAUGUAUAUGUGCUACUGGACACAACAGUUCUACUCUUCAUUAUGGACAUGCGGGAGCUCCAAAUGACCAGGUACACUUUUUUAUGAUGCUUAUGGCAUGCAGCUUACUUGUUGGUGUUAUUUUUACUUGCUCGAGCUUGUAAAUCGCACCAGCGAAAAAAUUCAGAUUAUGUUGUCGA